This is a messenger RNA of Oryza brachyantha (malo sina), 1899 nucleotides long. RefSeq names its product probable WRKY transcription factor 72. NCBI's taxonomy places the organism in Eukaryota, Viridiplantae, Streptophyta, Magnoliopsida, Poales, Poaceae. The record is from RefSeq and is a predicted model, not a curated record. The coding region runs from base 74 to 1666 and encodes 530 amino acids. Gene Ontology annotation, molecular function: DNA-binding transcription factor activity; sequence-specific DNA binding. The transcript is spliced from 5 exons. Gene Ontology annotation, biological process: regulation of DNA-templated transcription.
UUUGAGCUUCAUACAUAGCUUGCCGAGUUGAUUGAUUGAGCAGAGUUUGGUUGAACUGGUAGCGGCCGUCGCGAUGGACGUCGCCGUCGAGAGCCCGCCGGUGAUGAUAGAGGAGAAGAAGGUCGACGCCGCCGUGAUCGGGUCAGGCGCUCCUCCAAUAGUCUUCGAGAGCUUUGCAUCGACGCAAAGAGAUUCAAGCUUCGUCGUCAAGAAGGAGGAAAAGAUGGAGGCGACGAAGGCGGAGAUGGGCGAGGUGAGGGAGGAGAACGAGCGCCUCAAGACGAUGCUCUCGCGCAUCGUCAGCGACUACCAGUCGCUGCAGAUGCACUUCCUCGACGUCGUCAAGGUCAAGGAGCAAGCGGCGGCGGCGGCCGACGACAAGGCAGCGCCCGCGGCGGAGCUCGCCGAUGACGACGAGCCCGACGACCUCGUCUCCCUCAGCCUCUGCACGAGGCCCAACGCCGCCGCCGCCGCCGCGCGCCGGAAAGGCCACAAGAGGACCUCGUCAUCGUCGUCGUCGUCCGGCGCCGAGACUGCCGGCGUCCACGACGACGACGACGACGGGCAGCUGUCCCUCGGCCUGAGCUGCGCUCGCGCCCAUGCCCCCUCCGACGUCGACGACGACAAGGCGAGCCGCGCGUUGCCGCCGCCGCCGCCCCCGCCGCCCGUGCUCAACCUCAGCUCCGACAGCAGCGGGGCCGCCGCCGAAGCCGACCCUACCCAGCCGAACAAAGCGUCCCGGAGCUCGAGCGGCGGCGGCGGCGACGUCGCCGACGACGAGGUGCUGCAGCAGCAGCAGCAGGCCAAGAAGGCUAGGGUUUCCGUCAGAGUCAAGUGCGACACCCCCACGAUGAACGAUGGGUGUCAGUGGCGGAAAUACGGGCAGAAAAUCUCGAAGGGAAACCCGUGCCCGCGCGCCUAUUACCGUUGUACCGUUGCACCCAACUGCCCUGUCCGAAAGCAGGUGCAGAGAUGCGCGGACGACAUGGCGAUCCUGAUCACGACGUACGAGGGCACGCACAGCCACCCGCUGCCACCGGCGGCGGCGGCGAUGGCGUCGACCACCUCGGCCGCGGCGGCGAUGCUGUCGUCCGGGUCGACCACCUCGGCGAUGCACGGCGGCGUCGGCGUCGGCGUCGGCCACCACCACCACCUGCCGCUCACGUCGGCCGGCGGCGUCGGGCUGCUUGGCCCGACCACCAUCUCCACCGCCACGUCCUGCCCCACCGUCACGCUCGACCUCACCGCGCCGCACUCGCUCCUCCACGCGUCGUCGUCGCCCUACGCCGCGGCGGCGGCGGCGGGGUACGAGUCGAGCAGGGCGCUGCCGGCGGCGUGGGGCAGCGGGUACCUGGCGUACGGCGGGGCGCAGCCGCCGUACUACGGCGCCGCGGCCACCAAGGGCGUGUCGACGCCGUCGCCGUUCGGGCAUUUCGGCCUGAUGGCGAGGCCGGCGGCGGCGGAGCAUCUGUACGGCGGCCAGACGACGGCGUCGACGCCGUACCUGCAGAGAGCGCCGAUGAGCGGCGGCGGCGCUGCGCCGGCGGCCGUGACGGACACGAUCGCGAAGGCGAUCACGUCGGACCCGAGCUUCCAGUCGGUGCUGGCGGCGGCGAUCACGUCGUACAUGGGGCGGGGCGGCGGCGCGGCGGCGCAGAACAAGUGAGCGCGCAGCAAGCAGUUCAUAAUUAAUGAUCUAAAUUUUGUUUUAGAAAAUCAAUUAGCUGGUAAUAAUUGCUUAAUUUGUUCUGGUAUACGUACGUAUUAGUCUCCUAAUUGGCAAUUUAUCGAUGUACAGAGGGUACCGUAUAUAAGCAUCAUGUCAGGAGCGUGAAUCACUCAAUUGUAUAUGUAUUAUGGGGGGAAACAAAUUAAUUCAGAAUGAGGCUGUUGAUUUCC